UUGACAAACACUGUUUUUUUUGACUAUAUAAAUUCGAAUUCUGUUAGUGUAUUGACUUGAAUUCUGUCUGAUAGAUUAAUUAUCGAAAGUAAAUGUCAAAGCAAGACAGUAAUCUAUGUGUAGACGAUAAGUCAGCUACAAAAACUGCAGAACCGUCUCAUAAAAAAUCACUUGGUUGUUGUGGAGAGUAUAGGCGUACUGUAGCUCAUGGCCUAUUUCGAAAGAAACAUUUCAAAGAUAUAUUUUAUAAUGAUCUCAAUAAAACUUUAACAACCAUAAGUUUGAUUUUUUAUGGCUUAGCAUGUAUGCUGGAUGGAGGCAUUUAUGUGUCGACUGGUGCUGUAAUAAAUACACAAACUGGACCGAGUGCUUUUCUUGCUUAUAUUAUAGCUACUGUUGUAGCAAUAUUAAAUUCUUUGAUAUAUUCAGAAUUAGCAUGUCAUGUUCCAAAAGAGGUUGCAUGUUACGGACAUGCACACAGCAUUCUUGGUGAACUCCCAGCAUUCAUAACUGCAUGGUCAACGUUUCUCGAUUACAUACUAAGUGCAUCACUAGUUGCACGUAGUUGGAGCAACAUAAUCGACACUUUUUCAGGAAACAGGAUAAGUUCGUGGAUAAUAAUUACAUUUGGAAGAUUAUCAUCUCCAGAUGGAUUGUUGUCAGAAUACCCUGAUUUCCUCAGUACGAUAGUGAUUCUUAUUUUUGGCAUUUGUUGUUGUUUUGGACUACGUAAAAAUUUAGCUUUGACCGUGAUCUCAAGUGCCGUUAACGUUGGAGCAUUAUUGAUAGCUACUAUCUAUAUGUUUAUUCAUGCUAAGCCAAACCAUUAUUCCAUAAUAUAUCCUGGGAUUACAACGAAUAUUAAAUAUUUUCUACCUUAUGGGAUUCUCGGUUUAUUAAGUGCGACAACAAUUAGUUUCAAUGCUUUCGUUAGAUCCAGUGCACCAUCAUCACGUGCACAAGAAGUUAAACGUCCUCCUUAUAGCCUGCCUGCAGCCAGUGUAACCAGCAUACUCAUCGUGGGACUCGUCACUACAUUAUCUGCAUUAGCACUGACAUUAUAUUAUCCAUGGUUUUAUGUCGACGCAGAAAAUGCAUUUUUAAAUGCAUUGAAAGAUAACAAAGAAUCUACUAGUGCAAACUUUGGAAGAAUAUUCAUGUUUUGUUUAGUUGGCAGUGGGUUUGUACUUGGAUUACUCACCAGUUUGAUAUCACCAAUGUUGGCCAGUAUAAAUAUUUGUUUAGCUAUGGUCCAUGAUGGUUUUAUUCCAUUCAUGUUUUCUUGUAUUUGCCGACCCUUCAAGAGACCACCAUUGAUGACAAUAUUCAUUAUAAUUUUCACAUGUUUGUUUAGUACAAUAUUUACUGUACAAAGUUUGGCAAGUUUUUUAAGUUUAGGCACAUUAAUUGCCUAUUGUAUUAGUGCUAUCAGCGUUUUAUUUCUACGUUAUCGAUCACAGACAAAUGAUCCUGAAGAUAUAAAUGAAUAUGAUAAUGCUAAUUGUAAAGGUUUUGAAAACUAUCAGAAUUCAUAUUACAGUAAGCGAAUUGGUCAACCAGGAUUCAUUAAAAAGAAAAUUGGUUUUCGUUUAUCUGAUCGUAUGUUAAAAUUUAUCAAUUCUGGUGUUCCUGGUAGUAUGGUUGUUCUUUUAAUAUCUAUUUAUGUAAUAUUGAGUAUUACGUUGAUUGGAUGUUUGACCUUUGGAGUAUCUGGUAGAAUAGCAUCAUUUAUGAAGAUCAUUGCUACUGUAUUUACUAUUUUACUACUCAUGUUAACUAUCAUUUUCAUCAGUUUUAUUAAACAGUUCAAGUCAAAUGAUGCUAAUUUAUAUCGAGUUCCAUUGGUUCCACUGCUUCCUUGUUUUACAUUAACGAUAAAUCUACUCCUUCUUUCUCGGAUUUCAUGGUUUAGUUGGGUUCGUUAUGGUAUUUGGAUGUUACUCGGUUUAUUAAUAUAUUUCUUAUAUGGAAUUAAAAAUACUUAUCGAAUAUCAGAAGAAAAUAAAAGUGUAAUUUCAUCAAAUUGUCUUAGUGAUAUAGAAUAUGAAAAGAGAUCAUCAAAAAGUAAUUCAUCAACAGAUGAAUCAAUAGAAUUUGUUGAUCCAAUCAGAUUUUGAUCAAAUGAGUUUUAAUAUUGAUUGAUAUGAAUUAAAAAUUAGAGUAAAAAAAAAUUUUUUUUUUAUUUUUUGACAUCAUAUGAUUGAUUUAAUGAGAAACAGCAACAACAACAAAAAAGACAAAAAACAAAUUAGAGACAGAGAGAGAGAGAGAACUCAUGUUACAUUACAUAGAUACAUAUAGUUCUUUCAAUCAUUUAAGAAGAGUAUAAGAAUAAAGAUUAUAACAGAAUAAUAUGAAUUCAUUUUAUUUAUUUAUUUCAAUAGAAUUCUGAUAUCAUCUAUGUAACAUUUUAUAUUUUUUAAAAAACAAAAGACAAUAUCAUUUAUUAUAAAGAAUUUUGGUUUAAUUGUAACUUUCUUAUUUAAACAAAUCCAUAUCAAGUAAUUUCUUUAUAAUCUAAUGUUGAAUAUUUGUGGAAAUAACGUCUGAAUAAUAUCGAGGUCAGAGUUAAAAAAAACGUUUUGAUUGAUGAGUGGAUAUAUAUGAUUGAAAAGUACUAAUAUUAGAAACUACCUCUGUAUCGGUAGGCCUCAAUAUAAACAAAGGAUGAAGCAAGAUCCUCAAUUACAACACAGUGAGAAUGCCAACCAAACCAAUCACACUUGAUGGAGGAACUCUGGAAGAUGUAGAAUCCUUCACAUACCUGGGAAGCAUCAACUAUGAACAAGGAGGUUCAGAUGCAGACGUAAAGACGAUGAUUGGCAAAGCAAGUGCCAUAUUCCUACAAUUGAAGAAUAUGUGGAAUUCAGAAUAAAUGUCAACCAAUACUAAUGUCAGAAUCUUUAAUAUCAAUGUCAAGACAGUCUUAAUGUACGCAAUUGAAACUUUCAGAACUACCACAACCAUCAUCAAGAAGAUACAAUUAUUUAUAAGUAUUUGUCUACGCAAGAUACGCAGCAUACAUUGGUCGGAUGCCAUCAGAAACAGCUUACUGAGGGAGAGAACAAACCAGCUUCCAUCCCAAGAGGAAAUUAGGAAAAAACGAUGGAAAUGGAUAGGACACACAUUACGCAAAUCAUCAAACUGCAUCACGAAGCAGGCCCUAACUUAGAAUCCUGAAGGAAGGCGGAAAAGAGGAAGGCCAAAUAACACAUUAUGUCGGGAAAUAGAAGAGGAUAAGAUAACAACUGGAAUGAGCUGGAAAGGGUUGUAUGGUGAGUGCUGUUGGGCGGCCUAUGCUACUCCACGAGGAGUAACUGGCGUAAGUAAGUAAUAUUGGAAACUGAAGUUGUUUGUAGGCGAUUUCAAAUCCUUGUUUCUUAUUUUGUUAACAUCAAUAAAAGUCAAUAUAUUCAUAGUUUUGAAGAGUUGUUGGUGUCACUUAAAGUGUUAAAUGAGGUUGACAA
This is a messenger RNA of Schistosoma margrebowiei, 3467 nucleotides long. The record is from the annotation of a GenBank genome assembly. Lineage: Eukaryota; Metazoa; Platyhelminthes; Trematoda; Strigeidida; Schistosomatidae.